UGAAAGACGAACACCGCCUCUGUCGCCUGAACAAGGUUUAUUGGAUUCUCUACUCUUGUAUGCAUUUCGGCAGGGAGAUUGUUUACUGAUAAACUGUAUUCACCGAAAGACCGGACAGCUACACAUUUAAAGGCAAAGUUUAUCCUGAUGAUGCAGUUCAGCUUGAUUUUAACAUCUUUUCUAUGUGUCACAACAUGGAUGAACAUGGUCCGAGCAACCGAAUGUCCUUGUACCAUGGUCUCCAAGAUGAGAGUACAUCUUUCUAAAAUUAAGGAAUACCGCUUUCAGGAGGAAGGCAAAUGUGUCUUUAGUGCAAUUGUGUUUCAGACAGUGAGCAGAAAGACCAUUUGCUCCAACCUCAAAGAUGAAUGGGCAAACCGUAUAAUUCUGCAGCUGCAGAAAAGACAAAAUCAAAAACUAUCGAAAAACCCAUCAUCAGCAUCAGAAUCACCAACAGCCCCAGUAUCAGCACAAGAAUCAGAACAAACAGAAACACCAACAUUAGCACCAGAAUCAGAGCUACCAUCUGCACCAGCAUUAAUACAGUCAACACCAGUAACAUCAUCAGGAUCAGAACAAACAACAGCACCAAGAUCAGAGCUACCAUCUAGAACAGCAACAGUACCAUCAAUGUCACCAGGAUCAGAACAAACAACAGCACCAGCAUCAGCACUGGAAUCAGAACCACCAUCAAUUACAGCAACGUCACCAGCAUCUGAACCACCAUCAAGACCAGCAACUUCAUCAGGAUCAGAACCAGCAACAGUGCCAUCAACACCAUCAAUAGGACUGGGAUCAGCACCACCAUCCACACCAUCAGCAGCAGCACCAUCAGGCCCAGCAUCACUGUCAGGAUCAGAACCAACAUCGGAACUAACAUCAGCACCAUCAACCAAAACUUCAACCUCUUCAAAAGCAGCACCAUCAUCAACAACUAUAAAUCCAAUAUCUGGAAAAGUCUCUCUAAAUCCAACAUCAGCACCAAACUCCACGUCUAGUCCCUCUGGUUCCAGAUCAGCACUUCACCAUAUUCUAGCAACGUCCUCGACAACAAGAAGAGCAUCAACGCAAAGACGUUUAACACUAAGGAAAUGACAAAAAAAGAAAAUGAAGAACUGAAAAUGAGAAGAUAUGCAUAGAAAUCUAGGUGGCCGCUGUCAGCAAAGUUACUUCAAAGAUGGCAUAUGGCAUGCAAUAUGAACACAUCAUGAACACAUCAAAUAAAUUCAGAAUGAAGGGUUGCAAUAUAUGUAUGUUUGAUAUUUGUAUUUCUUUGUUUUGUGCUUGUAAUUUUUAUUCCUCAUUUAUUCAACGCCCAAAGAUUAUCUUGUAACUCCUCCUGUGGCUCAAAGCUUUGAUAGAUCAACUAAGUAAUUGUAAAGUUCUGCUUUAUAUCUGGAGUGUGUGCAUGUAAAGAUGAAUGACUAUUUAUCAUUUGUGUGUAAUGCAAAGAAACUAUAAGUAUCCUCAAUUAAAAU
Molecule: messenger RNA, 1478 nt
Organism: Poeciliopsis prolifica (blackstripe livebearer)
Lineage: Eukaryota; Metazoa; Chordata; Actinopteri; Cyprinodontiformes; Poeciliidae
Exons: 3
Coding region: 148-1095 (315 amino acids)
Biological process (GO): immune response
Cellular component (GO): extracellular region
Molecular function (GO): chemokine activity
Source: RefSeq, a predicted model, not a curated record